Molecule: messenger RNA, 2050 nt
Organism: Diatraea saccharalis (sugarcane borer)
Lineage: Eukaryota; Metazoa; Arthropoda; Insecta; Lepidoptera; Crambidae
Source: the annotation of a GenBank genome assembly
AUAAUAAUUGUGAGUAAUGAUUUAAAACCCUUAUACAUGCGAAAUGUCUACCACGAAUUGCAAAGAAGAGGACGAUUCUUAUCCUCUUCAUGAAUGUGUGUUCAUUGGAGAUGUUCGAAAGCUGUCAUCAUUACUGAGAUUCAACGAUGUGACACGUAAAGACAAGCAUGGAAACACAGCACUGCAUCUAGCAGUAAUGCUAGGUCGCAAAGAGUGCGUACAACUAUUAUUGGCACAUAGCGCGCCAGUUAAAGUGAAAAAUCUUGCUGGAUGGUCGCCACUCGCCGAAGCGAUCAGCUAUGGGGAUCGUCAAACAAUAUCGUCUCUCGUUCGGAAACUUAAACAGCAAGCCCGCGAACAAAUGGAAGUCCGGCGACCUGACUUAAUUCGAGCUCUUGCUCAAAUACAAGAUUUUUAUAUGGAACUAAAAUGGGACUUCCAUUCAUGGGUUCCAUUGGUGUCCCGAAUACUUCCAUCUGAUGUAUGCAAAAUUUACAAAUCAGGUUCAGGUAUUAGGUUGGACACUACUCUUGUGGAUUUCACUGACAUGAAGUGGGAAAGGGGAGAUAUUUCAUUUAUUUUUCAAGGCGAAAAACCUCCAAGUGAGUCAUUAACCGUACUUGAUAAUAAAGCUAAAGUCUAUCAACGUGUACGCUAUGAGGAAACAGAAAAUGAAAUAGAAGAUGAAGUAGAUAUAUUGAUGUCUAGUGAUAUUUUGGCAGCUCAAAUGUCUACAAAAGGUAUUUCAUUUUCAAGAGCACAAUCAGGUUGGAUAUUUCGCGAAGACCGGAAAGAGACUGUUGCAGGGUUAUAUAGAAGUGAUAUCUAUACAAUCACUGGACUUGUAUUAGAAUCACGAAAAAGAAGAGAACAUUUGUCUACAGAUGAUUUACAAAAAAAUAAAGCUAUUAUUGAAAGUUUGACAAAAGGCAAUACGCAAAAUUUAGAUACAAAUGGUGAACCAACUCGAAGAGCAUCUUUGAACCCUCCACCAGAUUCUGGAGUGGAGUGGAACAUGUACAUAUCAUCUCCACCAGGACAGUAUCCUGGUUUAGGACGAGAACUUGUUUAUAAAGAAUCAUCUAGAAAUUUUAGAGCAACAUUGGCUAUGAGUGAUGAUUUUCCUCUCAGUGUUGACAUGCUUCUCAAUGUACUUGAAGUGAUUGCUCCAUUCAAACAUUUUGCAAAAUUACGACAAUUUGUAGCUAUGAAGUUACCAAAAGGGUUUCCUGUUAAAAUUGACAUACCUAUACUGCCUACAGUGACAGCUAAAAUCACCUUUCAAAAAUUUGAUUUCCGUGAUGAUAUACCACCAGAAUUAUUUAUUAUACCUGAGGACUAUAUAGAAGAUCCUCUUCGGUUCCCUGAUUUAUGACGCUUCGAUCUUCUAACACUGUUUGAAAUAAGUGAGAAGCAAGUGUGGCGACGUGAGCAAAAACGAGGGCGGUCCAGGCGUCUAAUGAAUGGAGCACACUGCUACAAGCCUGUGUCACAUGUCAUGCUCACAAUUGAAUUCCCAAUGCUGUUUGGUCUGGGCAGUUCCUACUCUAGCCAUUGUGUCCUGUUUGUUGAGUAGCGACAAUUUCUUUUUUGUAGGUAUGUAAAAUUGAUAGUGGGAGAAUGUGUUUAUAUACAACAGUGUUAGAACUUUCAAUAGUAUUGAAGUUGUUAUGAACCUUAUUUCAUACAUACUAGCUUCAAAUUCAAUAAAUAUCGUUUUCUUUAAAAUUAAACUUGAAACAACAUUCUAAGAUGUCACUGCAAAACUAUUUACUUUAUAUUACUUUAAACAGUUUUGCAAACUGUUAUUACAUGCUUUACUUAAAUACUAUAGUACAUAGCAGACUAUAUGUUGAUGUUGUUAUAAGUUUUCAUUUAAAAGAAAUUAUAUUGAUGUCACUAGUGUGUAUAAAGGUGUUUUAAUAUUUAUUUAUUGACAUGAUUAUGUCUGUUUUUAUAAAUUUAAUUUACUUAUGUUUCCAUAUGGCCAUUGAAAAUAGGCCCUCUUUAAUUCCAUUGUGUAAAGACAGUAAUAAUAUAAAAUCCAUUC